AUGACUCUCUUGGAUUGUGAUUUUGAUGAAAUACUCGACCAAUUCCUUAACGUCGACCUGACUUCGGUAUCUGAAGACUUUGAUGUCGGUCCAGUGUUAGUGAAGCUUUUAAACGAGAGAAAGUAUUAUGAAAUGUUGACGGUUUUACCUUCAAUGAACAAAUUAGUGUUAGCAUCACCAAACACCAGGUUGAUAUUGGCAUUAAUGUUAUUCCAUUUAGGUAGAGUUCAUGGUGGGUUAAGGCAAUUGUGCAUAGCCAUUGAAAUUCAACCUGAUUUGUUUGAAAGAGAGAGAUUAUUGAAUUAUCUACUUAGGUGUUUCAAUUGUUUGAAGUUGAAUGGGGACAUUAUCAGGAGAGAGAUCAGAGAAGUUAGGGAACUUAGACCUAUUUUGCAUAGUAUAGAACAUCACUACGAAAAGCUCACAGACGAACCAAGGGUGGUAGAAAUCUUAUCGGUAGAACAACAAACUUCACGAUUUUUGGAAGCUGGGGGGAUAUUACCUGAAGAAUCUUUGGGCAGGAUCACGUUACAAAACCACAAACAAGUUCAAAGAUUCAAUGAAUGUUUAAUGUCAUGGAAAAGUAACAAAUCUCCUAUUGACCCUUUAAAGAUCCUCAUCCAAUGUAUCACUGCAUUCUGUCCUUUAGAGAUCUAUCAACUUGACCACAAAUUGGUUAAAUCUUAUAUUGACUGGGAAAUAUCCAAAUACCCUGAAAUCGACUUGACUAUGACCAUCAAAGGUUUGAUCAAAUGUUUGAAAGGGGUAUGUAAAACCCCCAAUACCUUUGCUUCUAUCGUUAACACCGUUAUCAAAAUGAAGCUCGCCCUUGGAUUCUUAGCCUUCUUAACCGAAGAUUACCAGGAUUCAUCAACUUAUUUCAUAUGGCUCAUUACCUUCAUCUCCACCGUUCAAAGGAAAUUUCCUUCCUACAUCGACAAAACUGAAUAUCUCACCAUUCAGAAUAAACGGACUUGUUGCAUAUUCCUCACCAGAUGUAUAGAGCACGGUGAUAUCUUAUUUGAAGAAGAUAUCUUCAAUCUUCUAGCUUCUAAGUUGGUCAACGAUGACAUAAUCACUAGCGUUGAGUUUUCCAAUAACAGAUUAAGUAGUUUUUUCAUAUCCUGCGGUUACGUUCUUGAACGACUCAGUAACUCCAAAGCCAAAGUUCUUGACCUCGACGACAUUACCGUUAAAAGGUGGGACAAGUGUCUUAUAGGUGAGAUGUUAAGGAAAUAUGUCCUCGCUUCAACUUUCACCCCAUCUGAUGAUCCCCUUAUAAUCGAAAUCAUCGAUAGAGUCAUAUGGGGUUUGUUGUUAUAUGGAGGGAUUCAUCUUCAAACUCUCUGGUUCUUCCAGAACUUAAGGAACUAUUUCCUCAUUGAAAACGAGUUCAAACCAAUCUUUAUUCAUCCUCAACACAACUAUCACCUACUCAAACGUCCUCAUGUCUAUAAAAACUUACAGAGAAUAUUGAAUGAGAUGUACGAGUUAUCAUUCCAAUUGACUGAUGUAGAAAAGGAAGAUAUUUGGGACCUUAACAACAAAGAGAUGUUCCUUAUCCCCACAGCUUUUACAUGUAAUGAUAAGAUUUAUCUUAUGGAUCAUUUUUACGAUGAAACCUUUCUUUGUUAUAAAUCAGAGAACUUCAGCCUUGACCAAAGUCAUAUCAGUGUCAAGUUGAAAAGUACUUGUAAGUUUUCCCAUAAGAUCUUGAACGAACAGUAUGACUUUAGUAAAUCACUCAUUGACCUUUGGGUGAGCAACUAUACCAAGUUCCAUUCAUCAUUACCAUUUGUAGCUGAAGGAGUGCUUUAA
Yamadazyma jaroonii is the source of this 1818-nucleotide messenger RNA. NCBI's taxonomy places the organism in Eukaryota, Fungi, Ascomycota, Pichiomycetes, Serinales, Debaryomycetaceae. The record is from the annotation of a GenBank genome assembly.